AGAUUGAAGUUAAUCUACGUUGGGGCCUUAAUUAUUACAAAUUCUCUUUCGCUGGAUUGCGCGAGAGAAAAAUCUACGUCGCCGUGAGUACACGCGCGCGCAGUUGCGAUGCGUGUGUGCCAAGGUGCGCACGCUCCGGAUAUGCGUUCCAGAAACGGUACGGCAUCCGCGACGUCGUGUGCAUUUGUGCAACACAGCAACGGCACGCGCGACCUCAAGAUACACCUGUACCGAGUAUCUUACGCGCGCCCCGAGAUCUGUGCCUGUGUAGGAGCAGCGAAUAAGAUCCCGAGCGCCCCUACGACGAUGUCCGCGCCGUCGUGGAGAUGACCAGCUCCGGUCGUCGCCGGCGAGUCACGUCCCACGUCUCGCGGAAGAUGUGACCGCUCCAGAGAACGAUCGCAGAGGCGUCAUCGCGGCAACGCGCUGCGCGUCUUCCUUCCUGCCUUCCUCCCUUUCUUCCCUCGCGCGGCAGUCAGAGUGCGCGAAGAGGCGGCCGGCGAAAUUAGAGCGCACCGCGCUAACGAGGCGCCGGAGGACGCGGAACGAUGGCGGUGGCGGCGAGCUCCUUCGACGCCUGGCUCAGCAAAAAGUUGCAGGCGCUCAAUACCGACGAGGGUGUCUUCGGCACCUAUAUCAGGGGUAUCCUCGAGGGCGACGAGCCCGAGGAUGAGAAGACCGAGGCGCUCGAGAGUAUACUCGCGGGUGUAACGGAGGAUAAUAUCAGCAAGCACGUUGCUGAGAUUCUAAGCGCAUGGGCAGAGUGGCUGCCAGCUGAAGAAGUGGCCGCAGCAUCUGCACCGACCGAAGACGUUGAUGUCAGGCUGGCAAAAAUGCUGGAGUCACAGAGUUUACCCACGACGACGCAGAGGAGCUACACAGAGGAAGAGAGACGAAUACGGGAGGCUAUACUAGCACAAUACAGUCAAAUGUCUGACGAGGACAAUAGCGAAGGAGAUGGAGAAGAGGAUGGUGCGAGCGGUGGAGACUGCGGAAUAGAGAAGAACUUAAACGCAGCUACUAUCAUACAGCAGGAAAGAGAAAAGAGGGAAAAGGCAAAGUUGGAGAGUCAGAAGAAGAAGGAAAAGGACAAAGAAGAUAGAGAGAAGCAGAAACAAUUGAAAGAAGAAAAGAAGGAAAAGAGAAAAACUCAAAAGGGAGAAAGACGAAGGUAGCAUCGAAACAGGAGCGUUGGAGGACUUUGAGAUUAUUGACUACAUAUAUGCCUGUGGUAUUCAUAUAUGUCUAUCUAUAUUGUCGUGCAUGCAACGAUCUCCGACAGUUAUUUAUAAACCAGUCAUCAAUCUUAUAUUUUCAUUAGAAGAAUAAGUGUGUAGCGUCCAUCUGUCGUUAGAAGAUGAAUUCAGUAUGAAUGCAUAUGUUUAUCGUCAAGGAGCAGUAUAUAUAAUGUUGAAUCAUCCUGUGCCUUCUGUCUCUCUAAAUUCUUGUUUUUUUUCCUUCAAAAAGGGUUUGUUACUUAUUCAUCUUCUUCAUUCUCACUUCUGACAUUCUAACUUCGUAAUCUGUAUUCAGAACUCGCAUCUAUUCUCACUAGUUAGAAUUAACAAGGAAAUAAAUCGUCGUUGUUUAGGUAUCGAUAAACAAUAAUUCUGAUUACCGACUUAUCCUUCGCUCAUCGAUCUGCUUGGCGCAUUUCGUUGUAUCUCAAUCAAAUGAUGUAUUUAAUACGAGUAUGUUUAAAUAAACUAUUUAAAUCGCUGA
Monomorium pharaonis (pharaoh ant) is the source of this 1722-nucleotide messenger RNA. Its product is annotated as coiled-coil domain-containing protein 43. The coding region runs from base 549 to 1175 and encodes 208 amino acids. The transcript is spliced from 3 exons. The record is from RefSeq and is a predicted model, not a curated record. NCBI's taxonomy places the organism in Eukaryota, Metazoa, Arthropoda, Insecta, Hymenoptera, Formicidae.